AUGGGUCAAAAAGAGUAUCAGUCACCGAUGAAGAAAUUGUUGUCAUGGGUUCGAAAGCAAUCGAAGAAAGUGAAAAUGCUUUUGUUUAUCAUCACGACAAUCACUCUAUUGGUGACUCUAAAAUUAGUUGUUCAUGAUCAUAACUAUUUUUUUGUAAUGGCUGAAGCUAUUCAUUUCCUUGGGCUCUUGAUUUUGAUUUACAAAUUGACAACCCUCAACACUUGCUCUGGCCUUUCGUUGAAGACUCAAGUGCUUACAGUUAUAUUUUUGACAAUAAGAUUAUACUGUAGUUUCAUCAUAGAAGGAGAUAUCCACACUGUGUUAGAUCUUAUCACCCUUGUGGCAACAUUGUGGGUCAUAUAUAUGAUGAAGUUCAAGCUAAAUGCAUCUUAUACGGCAGAUCGGGAUAACAUGUCCUUAUGCUAUGCGAUAAUUCCUGCCGCAAUCUUAGCCUUCUUUGUCCAUCCUAAUGUUAAAAGUUAUAUUCUGAUAAAUCGGAUGCUUUGGGCUUUUUGUGUAUAUCUGGAAUCCAUCUCUGUGUUACCCCAGCUUUGCUUAAUGCAAAAUGUUCAGCUACUUGAGCCAUUUUCAGCCCAUUACGUUUUUGCAUUGGGUGUUGCAAGAUUUUUGGGUUGUGCUCAUUGGAUUAUUCAGAUUUACGACAACGUUGGAUCACAAAUUUUCUUGGAUGAAAGUGGUUACUUCUGGAUUCCUAUGGUCUUUUUGGCAGAAAUUAUUCAAUCGUUCAUCUUAGCUGAUUUCUGUUAUUAUUACGUAAAGUGUGUCAUGAGCGGUCAAUUGAUCAUUCGCCUGCCAAUGCCAGUGUAA
This is a messenger RNA of Solanum dulcamara, 828 nucleotides long. RefSeq lists its product as uncharacterized. Lineage: Eukaryota; Viridiplantae; Streptophyta; Magnoliopsida; Solanales; Solanaceae. Gene Ontology annotation, molecular function: ER lumen protein retrieval receptor activity. Gene Ontology annotation, cellular component: membrane. The record is from RefSeq and is a predicted model, not a curated record. The coding region runs from base 1 to 828 and encodes 275 amino acids. Gene Ontology annotation, biological process: protein retention in ER lumen. The transcript is spliced from 6 exons.